AACCACUUGAGCUAAAAAGAUAGCACUCUCAUUUCGGUUAGUAUGAUGGGUUUACAUAUUUGCUGUUUACCGUUUCCCUCGUACGAGUAACCCUCAGUAUAUUAGCCUUAUUCAAAAGUAAGUGUGUUUGAAACUUAGAAAAUGUUUUCGCCAGUUCGGUACGGUCGCUUUUUUAAAGGCUUGAAUAAAGCGUCUAACAUAGUUCGAAAAAGUGUUUUUCCCUUUACUUUCAGGUUUUACAGAGCCUCAUCUUGCGGAACUCCCGAAGUUCUUCAACGCCCCGAAUUCUUGGAUCCUUCGGUUGGUAAAACAGGAGGUGUAGUUCUCGGUGUCAGUCUCGCGUUUUAUGCAAUUGCUGAAGAAAUUUUCAUACUUGAUAACUCUGAAAAUGCGCUUCUCAUCGCCUUUACUAUCUUUUGCAUAACAGCUUAUAAAAAGAUAGGGGGACCACUUUACGCUUUUCUUAAAAAAGAUCUUGACACAAGAAUUGAAGAAUUUGCUGCUGUGAGAAGAAACAAAAUUGCCUUUUUUGAAAAAAAAAUAGCAAACUGUAAAGAGCAGCAACAAUAUCCAAAAGUUGUUGAACUUCUUAAAGAGAUUGAGUUGGACGUCGCUGCUUUAAAGGCCGAAUACAAAUACAGAAAAAUGGUCAACGAUACCGCAAGUAUAAUUGAAGAUCGCCUUAAAAGUAUUGCUGAAUUAGAGGCAAGUGUACGGAAGGCAGAACUUACAGAGCUGAUUGCGGAAAUGGAACGGAGUGCGGUGACACACUUCAAAAGUUUAAAGAGUGAUCCUCUAAUUCAGAAUUGCUUUGAAGAGGUUUCUAAAGUUAAAUUAUUAUGAUUUUCAUGUUGAUUAAUAAAAAAGACAAUUUAUACUA
This is a messenger RNA of Zophobas morio, 880 nucleotides long. RefSeq lists its product as uncharacterized. Gene Ontology annotation, molecular function: proton-transporting ATP synthase activity, rotational mechanism. Bases 142 to 843 code for a protein of 233 amino acids. The record is from RefSeq and is a predicted model, not a curated record. Lineage: Eukaryota; Metazoa; Arthropoda; Insecta; Coleoptera; Tenebrionidae. Gene Ontology annotation, biological process: proton motive force-driven ATP synthesis. The transcript has 8 exons.